Selaginella moellendorffii is the source of this 1474-nucleotide messenger RNA. Its product is annotated as violaxanthin de-epoxidase, chloroplastic. Bases 1 to 1398 code for a protein of 465 amino acids. Gene Ontology annotation, biological process: xanthophyll cycle. Gene Ontology annotation, molecular function: violaxanthin de-epoxidase activity. The record is from RefSeq and is a predicted model, not a curated record. The transcript is spliced from 4 exons. NCBI's taxonomy places the organism in Eukaryota, Viridiplantae, Streptophyta, Lycopodiopsida, Selaginellales, Selaginellaceae.
AUGGAAUCUUGGCGGGUGGAAUGUCCCAGGCUUUUAAAAUGGCCCACAGGACCCAAAUGUCAUAUCGAGAAAAAGACUUUGUCCGAGAAACGUACACAGCAAGGCUUGUACGCAGCUCGGACCAAACCAGCUGCGUACACGGACUUUGUACCCCUGUGGAAGGAGGAAGGAAGAGCACCCCGCGCACGUCCAUCUCAGGUCGGUCCUGUGCGGAGGCUUCCUGAAAUGUAUCACUGCAAGGCGGUCGCUUACAACUUGAGUAGCUGCGGCUGGAAGGGGGAGAAGAAGGAGCAGAUGUUUGCCACUACAACGCCUCCGCACUGGCUUGUUCGAAGAGUAGCAACAACAAGUAUUGGGCCGAAUGUGAAGAGUAGUAACCUGCUAUGCGGGAAGAAGAACGAGCAGAUGAUUGCCAGUACCACGGCUCCGCCCCCGCUUGUCCGAAGUGUGAAGAAUGUAACAACGACAAGUACCGGACCGGGAUUCAAAGUCAAUGCAUGGGGCUUGCUCCUGGGGGCAUGUUUGCUCUUGCACCCAGCAAACCGUGCUGGAGCUCUGGACAUCGAGACUGCUCAAAAAACAUGGAAAUGUCUUCUGAGUGGAUGCAGAUCCGAGCUGGUUCGAUGCGUGGGAGAUCCUUCAUGCGCUGCCAAUUUAGUUUGUCUGGAAACUUGCAGUCCAGGGGACUUGAAUUGCCAAGUCAGAUGCGGAGACAUUUUCCAGAACAAGGUCGUAGAGGAAUUCAACACAUGCCUCCUGAGCAAAAAAAAGUGCAUCCCUCAAAGUGCCAACGACGGCUCCUACCCGGUACCUCCAGACUGCGCUCUGGUGGAAAAGUUCAACACGCAAGACUUCACAGGCACAUGGUAUAUUACCAGCGGUCUCAACCCCCUGUUCGAUCUCUACGAUUGCCAAGUUCAUGAGUUCUCGGCCAGUCCCCACAAGCUCACCGGAAAACUGACGUGGAGGGUGACCACCCCCGACGGCGGCUUCAUCACACGCAACGCAAUACAAAAUUUCGUGCAGAGUAAUCCCAAACGCCCGGGUGUCCUCUCCAAUCAUGAUAACGAGUACCUCAAUUACAAAGACGAUUGGUUCAUCGUUUCCGCCCGGCUCAACAAGCAACCUGACGACUACAUGUUCGUGUACUACAAUGGGUCCAACGAUGCAUGGGACGGAUAUGGUGGAGCUGUCGUCUACACACGGAGUUCAAGCCUCCCCAAGUCCAUUUUCCCCGAGCUGCGGCUUGCUGCUGCUAAAGUCGGCUUGGAUUUUGACAACUUCAAGACAACUGACAACAGUUGCGGUCCGCAGCCAUCUGUGUUUGCUAGAGUCCACAAGAGAUUGUUCGAAGGAGAGAGAGCUAUUGCUAUAAACCGUAAUAAUAGUUCUAGCUAGUCAUUUAUCCUCUGUGUGUUUCUACGAGAAACAUAAAAGAUUUAAAACAUGUAAUAAAUAAAUAUGAGAAAGAAUC